Messenger RNA from Dermacentor silvarum, 9019 nucleotides. RefSeq names its product protein eva-1. Bases 284 to 1783 code for a protein of 499 amino acids. NCBI's taxonomy places the organism in Eukaryota, Metazoa, Arthropoda, Arachnida, Ixodida, Ixodidae. Gene Ontology annotation, molecular function: carbohydrate binding. The record is from RefSeq and is a predicted model, not a curated record. The transcript is spliced from 8 exons.
CCGUGUGCGGGUCGGGUCGGCCCUUUGCGAAUAAGUGCGUCGUGCGCGGCUUUUUGGAAGUCCUGUCGUUUCUCUCUCCCUUCUCUCCGAGAGAGAGAGAGAGAAUUUCUUCUGUUGUGGCGGCGGGGUUCGUGAUUUUUUUUUCACUCGCGUGAGAGGCACCGGCUCCCCCGUAAAAACCAGCGGCUGCUAGCACGCGCGCGUGUGCGCGCUUUGCCGGAUAGAUUGUUGUGGUGCGCUUCUUCAGCGGCGUGCGCGCGUUGUGAAAAGUGCGCGCACUACGAUGGCAGCCUCUUCGGCUGCCUUGGUGCGGCAACGUUGUCGUGCUCGCAUGGGAUGCACUGUGUCGCCGCCGCUUCCUCUGGAGACCGUUGCCGGUGACGCCAAGCAUUCGUGGAUUCGAUGCGUAGUCGUCGUGCUGUGCCUGCUAGUCCCGAGCGUCGCCUCGUCGUCGCAUCUGCCCCUGCUGUCGGGCACCCUGAAGACGUUCCAGAAGUUCGCCUGCGACGGCCAGGAGCUGCAGCUGCGCUGCUUCCGCAACACGAGCAUCUCCAUCUCGGUGGCUCAGUACGGGCGAUCCGUGCCCUACCACAUGCUUUGCCCGCCGCCGUCGCACGAGGAAGGGGGCGCUGCGAGCGCCAGACCGGCUCAAGAGUACAACGGCAGUGUCGAGUGCAUCGCCAAGGAGGCACUGAGGGUGGUUGAGGCAGCAUGCCGGGAAAAAGAAGAGUGCACGGUCAAGACGGACGCCAAGUCGUUCAUGGUGGACCCAUGCCCAGGUGUGCACAAGUACGCCGAGGUCGCCUUCAAGUGCCGGCCGACCACGUUUUCGAACCGGAUAGUGUGUGAGAACGACGUGCUCAACCUGCGCUGUCACAAGAACCUGCGCAUCGUCAUCUACUCGGCAAACUUCGGCGGCACCGAGAAAGGCGUACCCGAAUGUCCUCAAAGGCAAGACGUGAAGCUAUCCGAGUGCCAGGUGAGCUACGCGACCGAAACGGUGCUGACCACUUGCCACGGACGGCGCAAAUGCACGGUGGCAGCGGACAUGGGUACCUUCGGGAAUCCCAGUUGCCAUAAGGACUCCCGCCUCUUCCUGAAGGUUGUUUACACCUGCGUGCCGAAAGAGAUACUGAAGGACUUAGAUAUCGGUGGCAGUGACUCGGCCAAGGACAAACUGGACGAAGACGAGGAAGGAUACGUGGAGGAGGCGCGCUACCAGCCGUCUACUUUCAGUCCUGCCGGUGGCCUGUACGCAUCGGCAAAGCCUUUGCCAGCUGUGCCGAUGGACCGAAACUUGUUACCAGUGCCAACGAACAAGAAGAGCGACGUGCAGAGUGACAGGACCGCCGAGGAUGAAAAACACGUUAACUGCACGUUAGGAGGCAACGGCCAUCGGGCUGUCGGCUUCGUCACCGAAUGGGUAGCUGCCUACAAGUUUAUACGAGCGAACAAGGAGAAAUUCAUUCUCUACGUGACGCUCAGCGUGGGCUGCGGCGUGGUCGCAUUCCUCGUGGUGCUGUCAGCUCGACUGUACGUGCAGCGACGCCGGGACCGACAGCGGGCGAAGGCCAAGUGCUCGGAACCGCUGUCGUGCUCCUUCGACGACUCUGAUGGUGGCGGCGGUGGGGACCAGUUCGACGUCACCGGCACCGCGGGCCGUCACGCCCACACCAUAGAAGUGGUGCGGUACGCCAACCGGUCCGGCAUGCGUCGCCAGGACAGCGACACGAAUCCGCGGGCUCCCAUGUCGCGGUCCAUGAACAACUACUACUACAGCUAGUGGUAAUCGGCCGGGGAGGUGACACGUUUCGCGCUGCCCUGUUUUUUUCCUUUAUCCUUUCCUCGUCUGGUCACCCCCUCGAGCCGACGAUGUGCGCGCACAGUCAGGAUCACGUAGAUGCCAAAGAUUAACUAUACAGGCUGGAAUGCAACUGAACAGAUUUCGCGUCUGUGUGUUGGCACCCAGCCGAGAUUGUGACUUUUCGAGUCGGCAGUGGUGGGGUCCUGCAGCUUGGCGAUCGUUUCUGCGGGAACCCAGCAAGUCGUCCGUAUCUCCCUGCGUACAACGGCGCAAGAGGAACCACAGAGCGAGGCCUUGGAAGACGGAACAAGUGACCAGUGCUUUGCGGGUGUUAUAACUGUCCGCGGCUGUUGCGUCGGCACGCCAUCGCCUACUUCAGAGGGCACUGUGGCCAAUGGUAUUUGUACAGAAACGACAACGUAACAGUGCCCGCUGGUUCCACCUGUGAGUAAUUGAAGAACAGCAUCAGUAUGUGGAGUUUACACGAGUGUUUAACUGCUGCUGGCGAGUUUGCUUUCUUUUUUCCGCCGGCCGAAUAGCGUUGACGGAGUGCACAGAACAUAUGUGAAAGUCUUGUGUGUUUGUAAGAACUUUGAUUGGACCUGCUCACUGACAGUCACCGGCUGUUACCGGCAGUGCCAACUCACUGGGCCGAAGGAGGCUUGGAGUGGGUUUUCGAGUUAGUGGUGCUCUUGCAAAGCUAAAGGCAUCAGGUGAAGAUCCCUCUUAUCGCCAUGUUGAGUUUCAAUUAUUUUGUGCAAAGGCCACACCAGACUGUUGUGAAAGUGACAGACGCGACAUGAUUUGUCGGCAUUUUCUUUCACAACUUCCCCUUUCCCCCUUCUGUUGCUAUUCUGUUCCUAGAAACGCCACAGUUUUGUGUGCCGUAAGAUUUUUGCUUUCAGGAGUGUGCAAUCUCUUUUGUUUGUUAAUUUUGACGACAAAUGUAUUCGAAAAUUAAUCAUAUUUGUCUAAGCAUGCUUUUUUUUAACGGCAAAAUGCCGCUAGCUUAGCAAGGGAAUGUGAACUGGAGACUGCCCUUCCCGUUUGUGUUAUCAAAUAGUCAAAAGGAACAGGAAUAACGGAAAUUCUCUACUGUGCUGUUGCAGACAGACGACCCCAAUUAUACGUAUGAAAGGUUGCAAAAUUUUGUCACAUUAAUUCAUAUUAACUUGAUAACCGUUGAUAUGCGUUGCAGUGUUGGGCUGCUAAGCACGAGGUCGCAGGGAUCGAAUCCCGGCCACGGCGGCCGCAUUUCGAUGGGGGCAAAAUGCAAAAACACCCGUGUGCUUAGAUUUAGGUGCACGUUAAAGAACCCCAGGUGGUCGAAAUUUUCCGGAGUCCCCCACUACGACGUGCCUCAUAAUCAGAUCGUGGUUUUGGCACGUAAAACCCCAUAAUUUAAUUUAUUUUUAUAUGCGUUGCACUAAGACGCGCCUUACUUUUUAUUGUUAGAUUCGGAAGAACUGAUUGUUUUCUUUUGCACUGUAGAAAAAAAGGACAUGCCCUGUUUUAUGCAUUCAUUUCAAGAAUUACGGCGUAUAUUUGAACAGUACCUAAUGUAGGGGCUUCAUCCUAAUGUCUCUCGAACAACUCUGACAUUAUGUGUCUCAUUCUACGGAUAUUGGUGUGUCUGACAUGGCUUGUGUAGAGAGUUCCACGUUUAUUGAACUAUGACCUUGUUUCGGACAACUACAUCAAAUGGGUACUUCAACUAGGGCCUACUAGCCACCUGUCUUUUAACACCAUCUUGUCAUCUGUUAUGUGCUGAGGUAUACUCAUGUGUCUUGCAUACCAGUAGGUUUUUUUUUUUGUGUACGUUGUUAGUGCUUCCACAUAUCUUAUUUACACGCAUUCUGUUCGCAUGAUCACCUUGUUAUAGACCCACUAGACUAAUAAGAAAGCAAACGGGUAAAUGUGCACCAUUUAACUGAAAACACCCCACCAUUCACGAAGAAAGUGUACGUUGUUAAAGGCGGAUUUCGGCAAGUCGGGCGUAGGUAUAGGCAGAGCACGUAUGUGUCCUUCUUAUGCUUACCCUACCUCAGCACGUCUCACGGACGCACGUAACCCCAACUUCGUUCAUUUGUGUGCAACGUUGCUGCAUUUUGUCCCAUGUGUGUACCCAUAGGAAUAGAUCGUUUUUCAAAUCUGCUUUACAGUGAAGCGGUACAGAAGCUCUGUGUAGCAGGUUUUACUGCUUAACCAUGGGGCACGGGGCACCCUGAGGGAUCACCUUUCCGGCAGAGUACAAAGGGAUUGGUACCAAAGGUUGAGGUUGUAGCAGGCCUGGUGGCUUGCUUUCACAUGUCGUCGCUUCUGUUCAUUGCGAGCCGAACGACGAAGAAAUGGUCUGUAGCUUUGUAGGAAUAUUUAUUCAGGCCAAUACCUGGCAAAUCGCCUGCAUGAAAUGUUUGAGCUGAGCAUCGUUUAUUUUAGUGGGUGUUCACGUAUAGGUGAGAAUGCUGACAUUUGUUUCCCAGGAGGCUUAUGUUGCCGAGUCAGCCUUCUAAGGUUGGCUCAAACAUGAGAGAUGAACUUUUGAGCCUAAAGUGCAGGAGCGUUUGUGAUGUGCAGUUAGGAGAUUUUAACCAGAUAGCUUCGUGAUUACUUCAGAUGGCAUAGCCUCCGGGACACUUUUGUCCGAAUUCUGGACGUCUGACAGAUACUAAGAUAUUUUUUUUCUUACAAACUUGCUCGAAGAUAUUGUCUCACACGAGUAAAGUAUUGAACUUCAGGGAACUGUGUAUUUCGAACCAAACAUAAUUUACAAACGGGCUUGUCAAGUCAUAGUUGUGUGCUUCGCCACAUGUAAUCUAAACUAUCCUUCAGGAGACAGAAACUUGGUUUAACCUGUGUCAGGAGACAUCGUUGUGUUUUUAUAGCUGAUUAUAACUUUUAAGGAACUCUCUCAAUGCAAAAGACGCCUUGAGCUCCAUCUAUUACAGGGCCAACGGCUUGCAUGCAUGAUUCAGCUUGCAAAAGAUGAGAUUUCAUUCGAUGACUGAUUUAGUAUGAGAGUAUCAGUAGUCUGUUGAAGUGGGGUAUGGUGGUAUAUUUCCUGCUAUAUAUAUUGACACGAGAAUGCUUUGUCCACAACCCUGUUUGCACGAUUUCGUUGUAGGUAUGCGCUGCACAAUGACGACUUGCAAGAUUCCAACCAGUAUUGUGCUGUGUCUUCUAUCUGUACAGAGUGCUCUUAUGUCUACGGCAUGUACAAUGUACGCGUAUGUUGUAAGUAUUCCUGUGUGGUGACGAUGAAUAGCUCCUGCACAUGGGCAUUUUUUGAUAGAAAUAUAUCGUGCUGCACAUCAAAAUGUUUAAUUUCAGUGACAACGGUUUGGUGCAAUCUCUGGUAUAGGUUCCCGUUUGCUUUUCGAUGUGUGUAUGGUGUCAGUGCUGUAAAGGUUGCCUAUUUUUGGUGAUGUUUAUACACACUUAUUUUUAAAAUUUGCAAAUGUAGGACUCUGGGCAUAAAACAAAUGCAAGCAAGUUUUAAAAUAAAUAGUCAAGUGAAGUUUAAUGUAUGAGGUGACACUAUAAUUGAGUGGCAAGUUCCGCAUUCAUGGAAACAUAUUAUAAUACUUGGAAUGAAAUGACUUAUGCUCCUGUUACAACUUUCCAAUUUGUUUAGAAACAGAAGAUUGAAUAACGCCUGUCUCUUCAAAGCCGUCAAUUUAAUUACGAGUUAACUUGUUUCUGGAAAUGCGGAGGGCCACUUUAAAGCUUCCGAUCAAAUCUCCACGGGAUAUAGAAUUUGGAUGUUACUGAAUUUUUUUUCUUCUUUAAUUUCGCAUGGGAUCUUUUUGCACCCCCCCCCCCCCCCCAAAAAAAAUAAUUAAAAAUGGAGAUUGGUGGAAAGGCAUGAACAAGGAUGCUGUAUUUUAGGUUUGUCGAGUUAUUUAUGAGUAGCUGGCCAAGUUCCUGUUUUCAUUGUGUUUUAUAGAUCUUUUAAAAAGCUGAGUAUUGGCAAUUUCAGCAAUCAGACUUUUGGGCUCUCUGCCGCAGAUGUGUUGUAAUGCAACACUUAUCUACAUUCUACAGCGUUCACCUACGGCGUACAUUAACCUGCUGCGGAGUCAUAACAUACGCAAUAGUCAAGUUUAACCCAGGGCCUAUCGGCUAUAAAACGCAAUACUGCUUUUGCACUUAAGGAGAUGCUAUUCGUCGUCUAGGCUUGUCACAAAUACAGUAUAACUCAAUUUAACAAGGGCAGUGUGCAGAAAUAAGUAUAAAGAACGUACGUAUUAUAAUUAUUUUUAUGAUUUUGAUGUUAUCCCUUACUUUUCUUGUAACCGCGUUAUCUGAGGUGGUGAGAUUGCACAAGUUUUUCGAUAGGACCUUUUCAAUAUUUUUUUUUAUGUUAUCGCGGCGUAUCCUGUAGAUUGCGUAUUGGAUAUGUGCACCACAGUGCAUGCUUUCUAGCACAAUUGAAGUUAUAAAUUGUAUUUUCUAACAACUCUGAACGAUUUCUGUAUUCAGUAGCUAAAGUAUCUUAAGUUGUUAGUACAGUUCGUAAAAUAUUGGUGUUUGUUCUCCCGGACUGGAUUUUCGUUCAUAAAUUUUGUAAUGGGGCGUGUGCAUGAUGCGAGCACUUUUCGUCACCACAUGUACCUAAGGCACAUCGCUGUUCAAAUUUUGUUUAUUUCUGAGUUCUAAACAGCUGAUUCGUUUUAAGGCAACUCAUAACUUAUCCAAACCACGAAAUCAAUUUUAUUCCACCUAGUUUUUAGGAUUAUGUUGAAACCUGGCGUCAAAGGUUGUUUUUUUAACACCUUUAGUCAUGGGCUCUCAACCGAUACGCCACUAUUGCAGUUAGAAUAGGCUAUUUGACGGAACAGAUAAUAAGGAAAUAAUGGAAUUGAAAAAAAAAGAUCCUCACAAAACGGCACGACUAUGCUCAUUGCCCUCGUUUUUUAAAAGAAUAAUUAGGUUUUAUUAUGGGCCAGUUUUGAUUCUACUAUGUUGCACCUCAGGGCAUCGUACUGAGAAUUUCAGUAGCGUUGUGGUAGGAUUCUUUCUUCAAAAGCGUUGAACCUAUUGUGCCAAAUAAUGAACGCACUGAACUGAAAUGCCCAUAGAAAUAUUUGCAUUCUAAUGACGCUGUCUUUAGAACGGGUAUUUCCUUUGUUGAUUUAUUUAUAAAGUGGGGUAAAAAUGAAUUUGCCUAAUGUACUGGCAUUGGAAAACAAGAAAUACGAUGAUUUUUUAAGUUGCACUUGGAAGUCGAGCUGCCAUUGCUUUGUAGCUUCUAGAAGACAGAGUUAACUACUUGUAUGAAAAUGCUCGAAAAGAAAGUGGCUGUUGAAGAAGAAUUGUACACUCACUAUUUAUAGCCGCAAAUGAGCCUGUAUUGAUAUUUUUUGCGUUCUUGUACAGUAUUUAUUGUGUGCAAUCUAUGAAUGUAGCACAUGAUUACGCGAAUUUUGUGUGUGUCUGUUCUUGAGAAGUAUUAUUGUGCGGCGCCUGGGUUUACUACAGUAAUGUGAGCAUUAUGGCUACUUGGAAAAUGAGUCUUUCGUGCUCUCUUCCGAGGCCUUGAAGAGCGUUUUUUGUCGCCCUAUUAGUACUGCAUUUGAAAAAAGCGAGAUUAUUUUUCUUAGGCACAACUCCAGUUGGUGAGUUAUUUCCGAGUGCACCGAUUGUAUAAUAAUGACGAUUUACUAUGGUCUUACUUCAUAAACAUGAACUUGUCAGGGUUUAAAACAGGCAUGCAGUUGUUCAAAAAGCGAAAGGGUUUCAGUUUAUGACGCAGCUUUUAGUUCGCUGCUGAAAUUAUCGGUGCACUAUGGUAUAAUCACAUUGGAAAACCGCACGUGUUAAUAAAACGUGUAAAUAUAUGAUGACUUUCACGAUAUGUAAAUAAAGAACAAAACUCAAUAUAAUGAAAUUAUAAUUGUUUAUAACGCAGCAAUUGUUUUUGGCUUGAGUACUAUUUUUGCCAUGCUUUCGUCCCCCUCCCCCCCUUAUUUUUUCAUUAACUUAAAGCGAUAGCAGUUUUUCAAACAUAAUGGGAACCCAUUCUGUGCAAGAUUAGGCAUUCAAUUGGUACUACGUGUUGCCUAUUGUGAAAACUGUUUGUGGAUUCGUUUAGUGUUUUUAUUUUACAUCUUACUUAAGGACCCAAAGCUUGAAGAACAAGCAUAUGCAGGAUCCCGAUCAAAACAGAUAUUAGCCUAGACAGCGCUGUGCAUGUUCCCAACUUGACAAGAAGCAAGCUUGCGCCGGCAGGCUUGAUACUACGUAUGUUCAUCAAUUGACUAUGGUUUUUUUUUUACGUAAGAAAACCCAGGACAAGUAUAGGUGGCCGCAAACUGUAUAUGGGAGUAAAUUGAAACGUUGAUUCAUUUUGCUCCCACAAUGUCAUGGUAAGAAUUUGCUUGAUUACAGGGAACUGCACAUGAACUCGACGUUACUUCGGCGGAGCCGCAAGCAAUAAAGUAUCAUUACUUAUAAACCGCGAGGGCCCGUGUGUGCGCGUAGCUUCAGCAUAAAUUGAAACGCGAACAACAAAUAAAACAGAUGAGAAUGCAUUUAAACAGAGAUUUCUUCAUACUACGCUCUGCCAUAGCGGCGCAUAUGGUUUAUCAACAUACUGGAGUUCGCAUGCUAUGUGUCAAAGUCUGGCUUACUCAUAUGUUACCAACUAUCCUGUAAAUUCUUACAUAAAAGCUCUGUGUAGUUGAUUUCUGCCAGUUCGCAUUUCAGCUUGCGUUGGUGGUACGUCGUGUUGCGCAUUUCUGUGCGACAAGACCGCAUUUUGUUGAAAGGCCAGAAAGCUGCGUUUAUUUAAAACAGCAAAUGCAUGUUAGAUAGGAGACCAUGUGGUUAUGUUUUGUAAUGUUUUGUAUGCAUCAGCUAGUCCUCUGUGCAUGUGUGCCAAGUGUGUCAUGCAGCUUGUGGGGGCCGGUAUUUGCCGUACUUGCUCAAUGUCCCACAACUCGGGAUGGCAUAUCUUCCAAGCACAUGAAUGCAAACAAAAAUGAAAAAAAAAGAAAGGUGCCGAAGGAAUAUUGAGAGGUCGAGUGAAAGGUGAGCUGAAAUUUCUAUCGUGUGUAAAUAAGCAGUACCUUUGUACCGAGAAUCUACCAAAGCUUUACGUGUUUCGUCGUGGGUCAGUUUCUUUUAUUUUUUGCCUUUGUAUCAAGUGGAGAAAAAAGAACAUGCGUGUCGGGACAUUUAUACCACGAUGUUAAUAAAGAACACUCACUAUUU